UUUUUGUAGUGUAAAACGCAACAGUUGACAGUUUUGCUUUGGUGGGUGAAUGUGUCUUAUGUUGUACCAACGCGUGGUAUAUUUAUUUAACUCAAAAGUAUAAAUGUUGCUAAAAACUGGACUUUUCUUAAUUUAAACUGACCGGAAACGUUAUUUUGUGAUUGUUUUCUUAAAGUGUCAAACGAAUUCAAAGCACACUUUUCAAAAAUCAAACCAACCAAAUUGUUUGAAAACUUGUUUGUUGUGUUCUUAACUGUUGGAAAAUCACAAUUUGUUACGGAUUUAUCAGCUCAAGACGUCUCGCCGCAAUUGUCAAGAUUUCACGAUGUACGCUGAAAAGUGUGAAAUAUCGUAGCGGGGCACAACUGAGAUGUCAUCGGCGGCUGUGGGGACACAUCAUCAUCAUUCGGGGGCUGGACCCCUGGGUCUGAUGUCAUGCGUCCGUGAAUCGUCGCCGUUGCAGGAUUUCGAGCCUCCCGAUACCGAAAAGAACGCGGCGACGAAAAAGAAGUUUUGGAAUCCAAAGAAGUGGUUUAAGAGGAAGAACAAACAAGCCGAGGAUGCUUCUGUCGAAGUCAUCGUCGAUAAGGAUGUCCUCCGGAGCAGGUCCACCAGCGAGCUUUCAAUCACAGAGGAACAAACGCGAAGAAGAAGUGGGUCCUCAAUGCAUCCUGGAUUGAGUGUUUCCCACGACAGUGUCUUCCAUUCGCCGAAUUCCGGUUCAGACAUCGAGUUAGAUGCAGCACAAAGCUCGUCCUCUUUAUCUAUAUCGCAACCUCAAAUUGAUCUGAGGUUACAGACAGAGCUAAGUGAGAGGCUGAGAUUGAGGCGGGGUCGUGGCGACACAAGCGAAGACGAUGAAGGCCUUCCGCAUAGUCCAUGCAAUUCUCCGACUACCACCGAAGCUCUUCUCGACAAGACUGCAAGCAAAGAUCUCCCCACGAAGUCACACAGUACGUGCAGUGAUGGAUCGUUACUUAGCAUGGGUAGUUCUGAAAUGGACGAAGAGAGUUUUAGCCAACAAUCGCGACACUCUUCCAAAUUAUCACUGCAAGAGAAGCGGUCGUCAGAUCAAGAUUCGGAUUUGGAGUUAGGAGCGUCUCCUUCAGUCCCUUUAAAUCAUAGCGCCGCGCAUCACAGAGUUGCUGUAAGGCCGAAAAGACGUGCCCCUCAUAGAAAUAAAAGAGUACCUCAGCUGUCAAAUGCUCUUCCAACCACUCCGGAAGUUAAUGAAGAAAUAUCGAUAAGGAGUAUGACGCCAGAAAGUAUUUCCAGAGAAACGAUCUCUGAGCAUUAUAGCAUGAGCACGAGAACUACUCUAACCGAAACUCAACUAAAAUGUUCUUCUCUGCCUCCCGGUUUAGCACCCCCCGAUGGUGACCCCAAUAAGUUGAAUCGUAGUCGUUCAAACGCCGGUAGUAAAUCGGAGGAUCAUUUCGCAACUCUUGAAGAAGACGUCGAAAGGGAAGAAAAGACGGACAAGUCAUUUUUCGAUCGGAUAUUUCCUCGAAGAAGCGCCAAAAAACGUAAAUCGAAAGAGGAAAAGACUGUCACCGUUCAGUCGUCAUACUCAAAGAGGGUGGAAUCGAAACCGAUAGCGGCUCCGAGGUCGGGGGCAGCGUCACGUCAGAGGAUCCAACCGAUCGAUCUGCCGCCGUCUCCUGAGGUCCAAAAACGAGAUCCGGGUUGCAUUAUGCCGGAAAAGUCCGUGGCGGGAACGUCGCCUUUGCAUGUCGAAUUAGAAAAUCGGUUCAAGCAAAGGCAAACAUUGAAUGCUAGUCUGACGCCGCCACAAUCUCCAAAUAUCGAUUCGUCGUCUGUGAUAACAAAAGUAGAGGUCGUUCAAGAAUUCAAGAAAGAAUUUAGAAACGAAGAAAUUAAAAGUAAAAUAAAAAUGCCGGGAUUGUCGUCGUUACAACAGCGCGUUUUGUCACUAAAUGAUGAAGUUGACGAUGUUGGUUUUAAGUCAUUAACUGACUUACCUGACAAACCUGCAAAACCAGUCACGAAAUCACACAGUUUCAAAGCCGUUAAACCUGAAAAAAAUGAAAAAUUUGUCGUUACUGAAGCUACAAACGAAAGGAAGAUUUCAGUAACUAAAGCCGCUUCAUUGGAUAGCAUCAAACAUUUAGAUGAACCUCAAGAAUACACUUCUGAAGUUGUACAAGAAUUUACAGUUGUGAAAAACGAAUCGAAAAUCAAAGAAGAAUCCGAGGUUUCCGAUCUCUCUUCUUUCCCUGAUUGUAAUUCAGAUGUUACCAUUUCUGGUCCGAGUCACACUGCUGUUGUUAACGUUUCAAAUAAUUACAAUAUGGCCAACACAAAAACAGAAACGAUAACUUCCGGUGAAAAAAUUAAAGAAGUUACCACGAAAGAAUGCGUUUCCGUCACAAAAAUCCACUUGAAACGCGAGUCUACCCAAGUAACACAAGGCACAGUUACAGUUCCUAAAAACGCAGUUCCCGAAUUUUUAAACAGACAGUUAAACAAAGUUGAGGCGAAGCCGAGCAACGUUGUUUUUUCAAUGAAUUCACCGAGGAUAAUCGAUGAGCAAAGUCGGCCGAAAAUGACCGUUGAACAAGAAAAAGUUAGUAAAAAUAUCCCUCGGAAAUUUAGUCAAGAAGAUAUUGAAAUAAUUGAGAAAAGUGAAGAAGUGUCCAAGGUGGCGACUCCAAGGUUUAAGAAAAAUGAUUCAAACAAGAGAAAAUCUUCAACGAGUUCGACCACAACUCCCGAAUCGCCGAUUAACGAAAAACCGAUUUUGAGGAGUCGAUCGAUUAGUUUAGACUCGUUGAAGGGUGAAAUUGAGAGUUCAGAUAAAUCGUCUCAGGAUAGUUUAGACAAGUUGGAAGAAAAAGAUUCAGUUAAAGAAAAAACUGGGUCCGUUGUUGAAACCGUAGUUUUGCGUAAAAAAUCACUAAUCAAGCAAAAAAACGACGAAGAGCCUGAAUUGAUGAAAGUGUUUGCUCGCCGUUCUCUCAAACUUAAAGAUUCAGAGAGCGAGGCGGUGAGUCAGCAAGUGACUCUCAUGCUUGAUGACACGAAAACAAGAGACAGCGAUAAGGAAAACCAAGCGGAAUCGCCGCAAGAGGAACGCAAAAAAUCAUUGAAUGAAUCAAACGAAGUUUUCGAAAUUCGGGAACCUUUAACCGAGACGAUCAAAACACCGACCAAGGAACAACCGAAAAUUAAAGAAAAAUUUAUCGAAUUGACCGAAGUUACGUUGCGGAAACCGGGAAAUAAUCAUUUUUACACGAGAGCGUUUAGUAUGAAUCCAAAAUCGGCCGAAACGGACGAAAUGAAAGUGAAAAAGCAGGCGAGUUUCAGUGAGAGGAGAAUCACGGAUAAUUGGAUAACGAAUAUUAAGAACGGUGAUGAUUUAAUUGAAAGGAAAAUUUCGCAGGACGAAAUUAUUACCGGAAUAUCACCGAAAAGUGAUUUCAUAACAGAGGAGUUAUUAACCGAGCGGAAAAAUUUCAAUCAGAGAAAAGCUGAAUGGGAGAAGAGGGCACAAGAGGCACAGAAAAAGUCUGUACCGUAAUUAUAUGAAGAUGUUCCAAACGAUCCAAUACCCCGGCCUGGAGGUAGUUGUAAAAAUUUAGUCAGAGUUAUGUCAGUGUAAAUAUUGUUUGUGUUAUUAUUGUGUGUAACAUCACUUUUUGUAUCGUUUCUUUUUUUAUAAUAAGUUGGUGCCAUGUGAUGAUACCGGCAUUAAUGUUUAAAAAAAGUAAUUUGUAUUAUUGUAUAUUUUAUACUGUAGAUAAGUGCCUUUUUAAAACUUUUUUAAUAUGUUGAUUCAGAAUGUGAUGAAGUUGUUUCGAUUGUUGACCAAUGGAAAAAAAGCCUUGCGAGUUGUGGUGCUUGAGAGAUAAUUAAAAAAAUAAAGAGUAAUGUAUGUAUACUUCAAAUAAAUGUUAAUACUGCAGUAUGGGAAUAUGUCUAAUUACUGAUAUUAAAUGUUGAACUGCAAUAAAAUAUUUAUAGAAACAA
Molecule: messenger RNA, 3990 nt
Organism: Tribolium madens (black flour beetle)
Lineage: Eukaryota; Metazoa; Arthropoda; Insecta; Coleoptera; Tenebrionidae
Exons: 12
Coding region: 371-3541 (1056 amino acids)
Source: RefSeq, a predicted model, not a curated record